AUGAAAAUCCCCAAUGAGUUCCAGUGGCUGUUAAUGCUCUUAAGACAAGCGUAUGAGUCAUCUUUACCUUCAAUUCCAGUGUGCAUGGAAGAUAGUAUUCCAAAUUUGAAUCCGGACCCUUUGCCUGUGACUUGUAUGAUUUGGAAUGUACAAGGAGCGGGAAGCAAGAAUUUUAUCAGUACUUUGAGAGAGUUAAUCAAAGUGAAUAAAUCGGAUGUUUUAGCUUUGGUGGAAACUCACAUGGGUGGAGAUCAAGCAGUAAAGAUAGCUUCGAUAAUUGGCUAUGAUGGUCACGUUAGGGUGGAUGCGGUUGGAUUUAGUGGAGGGAUAUGGGUUUAUUGGAAACAAGCUCUGGUUACAGUCAACCCGAUCUCUCAGCAUCAACAACACAUAACUAUGGAAAUCACUCGUGUAGGUGAAAUCCCUUGGUACUUCUCAGCUAUAUAUGCAAGCCCGGAUCCUUCAAAGAGACAGGAGUUGUGGAAAGAGCUUAGAGACUUUGCAGCUAGCCGUAAUAAACCAUGGUUAAUGGCAGGGGAUUUCAAUGAUACAAGAUACCCUUCCGAAAGGAAUAAAUCUUGUAGUGAAACAAAUAGGAGAUCAAGAAUGUUUAAUGAUUGGGUGGAAGAGAUGGAUUUGUUGGAAGUAGAAUUUGUGGGUGCGGCUCAUACUUGGGCAAGAGGAAAAAGCAUGGAAACCAGGCAAAGUGCGAGACUUGACCGAGCAUUAUGUAAUGGAGACUGGGCAAUGAGAUUUGAUAAAGCAUCUAUGAGACAUCUUUCGGCAGUACACUCAGAUCAUUGUCCGUUGUUUAUUUCGCCUAAUGGGUUUGUACCCAUGCAAUCUCUUCAUAGACCUUUUCGAUUCCAAGCAACUUGGCUGACCCAUGAGAAUUUUAAAGACUUUGUAGCGGAGAAAUGGGAUAAACAUGGUAAUUUAAUCAACUCUCUAGCCAAACUAUCAACUGAUUUGCAGCAUUGGAACAGGGAUGUUUUUGGAAAUAUCUUUAAACAGAAGAGACACUUGCUUGCUCGCAUAGCAGGUGUGCAAAAAAAGAUGGCUGUGCAAGUUGAUAGAGGGCUUAUUAAAUUGGAAGCGAAACUGAGACGUGAUCUGGAUGAAAUCUUAGAAAGAGAGGAAGUGCUUUGGUAUCAAAAGGCACGGAUUGAGUGGUUGAAAAACGGAGACCGUAACACAACUUUUUUCCAGCUGAGUACGGUGGUGAAGAGAUGGAAAAAUAAAACCGUGUCUCUGAAAAGGGAAGAUGGUGUGUGGUUACAUGAUAAAAAUGAAAUUAAAGAUCAUAUUGUGAAUUAUUACUCCAAACUCUUUACAGAGGAAGGAGAACCUUCACAUUAUGACCUUCCGCAAGACAUUUCCUGGAACUUUCCAAUGAAGACUGGAGAUCUUUAA
Messenger RNA from Chenopodium quinoa (quinoa), 1413 nucleotides. RefSeq lists its product as uncharacterized. The transcript has a single exon. Gene Ontology annotation, molecular function: catalytic activity. The record is from RefSeq and is a predicted model, not a curated record. The coding region runs from base 1 to 1413 and encodes 470 amino acids. NCBI's taxonomy places the organism in Eukaryota, Viridiplantae, Streptophyta, Magnoliopsida, Caryophyllales, Amaranthaceae.